ACUGCAAGCACGUGGAGGUAGUUGGAAUCCCCCUAGCAAUGGAUAAAUUCAUCAUCCGAACGCCUCGAGUCCAAAAUAGCCCUCAGAAGAAAGAUCCUGGAGCAAAAGUUUACAAGCAGGCCACGAUUGAAUCUCUGAAGAGAGUUGUGGUUGUAGAAGACAUAAAAAGAUGGAAAACUGUGUUGGAGCUCCCUGAUCAAACCAAAGAGAAUCUAGUUGAAGCCUUACAAGAAUUGAAGAAGAAAAUACCUUCUAGAGAAGUAUUAAAAUCAACAAGGAUAGGUCACACUGUGAACAAGAUACGGAAACACUCAGAUCCAGAAGUGGCUUGUCUUGCCAGAGAAGUUUACACUGAGUGGAGAACUUUCAUGGAAAAACAUUUGGAUAGACCUUCUAUUGAAGUCCGGAGUGAUCCUAAAACUGAGAUGUUUAGAAAAAAUGCCCAGAAGUUACUCUCAGAAGCUUUGGAAUUAAAGAUGGAUCACCUACUGGUUGAAAAUAUUGAGCGGGAAACGUUUCAUCUCUGUUCUCGCCUCAUUAAUGGGCCAUACCGGCGGACAGUGAGAGCCCUGGUCUUCACAUUAAAGCACCAAGCUGAAAUCCGGGCCCAGGUGAAGAACGGCUUGCUGCCAGUCGGCACGUUUGUAAAGACGCACAAAAAGUGACCUGAGGAUGUGCCAAUCCUGGGCUGGGCAGAGAGGAAAGCAGGCCUCUCUGCCAUUCAAAGACUCUUUUGAGUUUGGGUGAUGGCUGAAGCUGGCUGUGCUAAAUUUCCCCAUGGUGCCAUUCCUUCAGACGGAGGGUGCAGAGAGCCAUAAGGGACAGGCCUGCAGGAACCUUCUUCAUUAUCUGUAGCUUGCUGGUGCUGCCUAACAGGAUGUGUACCGGCUGUCACUAGGAAGCUCUGCACGAUUGCCAUCACCCAACACAGCGAAAGGUGAUGGAUUUCACUGUGAGUAUGCCAAGGACACCUCUAAACCUCCCCCAUGUCAGGCAGAGGAACUUACUACUUUAUUUCACCACCCUGCAGGUUACUGAAACUCAAUUACUGCUGCCGCUCACUUGGUUCCGUCCCCCUGAGUUUAGAUAGCUCCGGUGCCUCUCAGAACUCCCCCGUCUGUUCUCUUUGCUCUACCCCAGGGGUGAGCCUGCCAGAGCCAGCUGACUACCCCUUCUUCCCAGAGCUCACUUAUCUGAACGUUUCAGCUCUCCCUGGAAGACCUUCUGCGUUGGUCUCCAGAGCCCCCAUGCUGCGGCUUCUAAUGAGGAACUGGCCUGCAGCAUCCCCCCACCUCGGGGUUUAUUUGAAUAUGUUGGCUUUCUCAGUUUAGGGCUAUGUAGAAGAUAUAUAAUGAAAUUUCUCUUGAAAUGAAUUGCUGUAGUAGAAAAAAAAAUACAUAUUUUAAAGUGAAAUACCUCUGUAAGGCCUGCUGGAACAAUUAUGUAAAUGAUAUUUGCUUUUUAAAGUAA
Messenger RNA from Orycteropus afer afer, 1470 nucleotides. RefSeq names its product transcription elongation factor A N-terminal and central domain containing 2 (gene TCEANC2). Lineage: Eukaryota; Metazoa; Chordata; Mammalia; Tubulidentata; Orycteropodidae. The record is from RefSeq and is a predicted model, not a curated record. Gene Ontology annotation, cellular component: nucleus. Gene Ontology annotation, biological process: DNA-templated transcription.